AUGGCUCUUGUGCGGGAGGCCGAUGUGUGUGUGCUGGGGACCCCUGUGUACGGAGUAUCUUGGUUCGUCACGCACACCCGCACGCUGCUGCUGGCCUCCCCCACGGCGGACGCCGCCAUCCGUCGGCAGGCGAGCGACGCUGCCUGGCGUGACGGGGAGACGGACCUGGAUUGUGUCCUCUGCGACCUCGCUGCGUGCGCUGGGACGGACAAGAGAGAGGCGGUGGACUACACCUUCUUGACGGCGCUGCCCCGGCCGCAACGCAUUCGCGGGCAGUCGGUGGGCGAUCGCCAAGCGCAGUUGCUGCAGUGGAUGGAGGCGUGCAUCGUGUGCCGCAGUCAGACGCACCUGCCGGAGUUGCUGCGAGGUGCCUCGCCCACUCUGCAUUUUGAGUACGACUCGGCACUGAGGAGUAUCGGAGGUGGACGUGGUGACGGUGGCCGGGUGGGGGGAGGUCCCGGCACGCGACGUGUGCAAGGACUCGUGUUGGCUGCCGUGGAGGGCGGCGGCGGCUCCCUUGUGCGACUCCGCAUCCCUCUACUGCUGGAGCGCUCGGAGAAAGUCAAUGCGGCGCUGAACAACGUGGCGGUCCUCUAUUGCAAGUUUUCGCAUCGCGUGUGGAGGACGAGCUAUCAAGUUUCUGCGGUGGAGACGGACCUGCACGUGUGCAUUCGAGUGAUUCCGCCGACGGGCAAACUUACGGUGCUGUCAGAAGAUGUGGAACUGCGAAUUGCAGAUGGCUCUGCGGCGGCCGACAGCAACAACCAGUCUUUAGUGCCGUUUUUGAAAAGUUGUGUGGAUUUGAACGGGCUGCCGAAGCUGAAGUUAACGCACGAGGGGGGCGGCUUCAUCGAUCACCUGCCGCAGCUAGAGGAGGCGCUCUAUCGUCGCAUUCGCGAACCGUUGCACUUUCUGAAGUUAAUGCUUGGUCUGGGAGCCGAUCUUGGGGGUCCCAUCGAUCUUUGUGUGAGCUGCAAGGCCGUCAUGCGUUCGGAUAUCCCGCAGACGCCCCCUACGUGCAGAACGGCGGUGUUUUGUGCUGUCGACAGCGAGUCAUCAGCUGCCUUCACAGUCGGGCUUCACUACUCCAGCGGAAAGGAGCUGCCCUCGAUUGAGACGACGUGUACGCAGUACUUAAACCGUCAGGACAGUGCCGUGCUGUCCGCGAAAGUGAAGUACUCGAAACCGAGCACUACCAUGCCGAGAGAUGACGACAGUUUUCUCGAUGUGGAGGGUUUACGCGCCGAGGUGGUGCGGGGCGUGAUGGAGUGCAUGACGCUGGCUCUCACUGCUGCUUCGUAG
This is a messenger RNA of Leptomonas pyrrhocoris, 1302 nucleotides long. RefSeq lists its product as hypothetical. The record is from RefSeq and is a predicted model, not a curated record. NCBI's taxonomy places the organism in Eukaryota, Euglenozoa, Kinetoplastea, Trypanosomatida, Trypanosomatidae. The transcript has a single exon. Bases 1 to 1302 code for a protein of 433 amino acids.